AUGCAAGAGUGCAACGGAUGGCACCGUAUCGGAAGAUUACUUAUUCAAGUGGGAAGCUUGGAGAAGGCAGAAGAGCUGUACACUACCUUAAUCUCGCAGACGGCGAAUGACGGAGAACUCGCAACCUACAAUCAUCAGUUAGGUCUUGUUAAAGAUAGCCAAGGUGAAUACAUAGAAGCACUGAUUUUCUACCAAAAAUCACUGGACAUGAAGAAGAAAAUUCUUCCAGCUAAUCAUCCUGAUGUGGCCACUUCCUACAACGACAUCGGCAAUGCGUAUGACCGCAUGGGAGAUUAUUCGAAAGCGCUGUCCUCAUACGAAAUAGCACUGGACAUGCGGGAGAAAACUCUUCCGGCUAAUCAUCCUGAUCUGGCCACUUCUUACAAAAAUAUCGCCUUCGUGUGUGACCAGAUGGGAGAGUACUCGAAAGCGCUGUCCUCAUACGAAACAGCACUGGACAUGGAGAAGAAAAGUCUUCCAGCUAAUCAUCCUGAUCUGGCCCUUUCCUACAACAACAUCAGCCAUGUGUAUUACCACAUGGGAGAGUACUCGAAAGCGCUGUCCUCAUACGAAACAGGAUUGAACAUACGGAAGAAAUCUCGUCCAGCUAAUCAUCCUGAUUUGGCCUGUUCCUAUGGUAACAUCGGCAUUGUGUGUGACCAGAUGGGAGAGUAUUCGAAAGCGCUGUCCUCAUUGGAAACAGCACUGGGCAUAUAUAAAAAAACUCUUCCAGCUAAUCAUCCUGAUGUGGCCACUUGCUACGGUUAUAUCGGCUUGGUGUAUGAUCAUAUGGGAGAGUACUCGAAAGCGCUGUGCUCUCACGAAACAGCACUGGAUAUGUACAAGAAAACUCUUCCAGCUAAUCAUCCCGAUGUGGCCACUUGCUACGGUUAUAUCGGCAAUGUGUAUGACCACAUGGGAGAGUACUCGAAAGCGCUGUCCUCUUACGAAACAGCACUGGACAUGCGAAAGAAAACCCUUCCAGCAAAUCAUCCUGAUCUGGCCACUUCCUAUAACGACAUCGGAAAUUUGUAUCUCCACACGGGAGAGUGCUCUAAAGCGCUGUCUUCAUACGAAACAGCACUGGGCAUAUGGAAGCAAACUCUUCCAGCUAAUCAUCCUCAUAUGUGCAUGGUUCGUGAGUCGAUUGAUGCGGUGAAGAAAAAACUAUCAACCAAAUAA
This is a messenger RNA of Didymodactylos carnosus, 1182 nucleotides long. The record is from the annotation of a GenBank genome assembly. NCBI's taxonomy places the organism in Eukaryota, Metazoa, Rotifera, Eurotatoria, Philodinida, Philodinidae.